Centropristis striata (black sea bass) is the source of this 1804-nucleotide messenger RNA. RefSeq names its product adhesion G-protein coupled receptor G2-like. The coding region runs from base 1 to 1338 and encodes 445 amino acids. The record is from RefSeq and is a predicted model, not a curated record. Gene Ontology annotation, biological process: cell surface receptor signaling pathway; adenylate cyclase-activating G protein-coupled receptor signaling pathway. Gene Ontology annotation, cellular component: membrane. Gene Ontology annotation, molecular function: G protein-coupled receptor activity. NCBI's taxonomy places the organism in Eukaryota, Metazoa, Chordata, Actinopteri, Perciformes, Serranidae. The transcript has 10 exons.
AUGUACAAACACUGCAAAGACCCUGAAACAACCAAUGCAACACACAGCAAGUGGACACUGAACUCCUUCAUCGUAUCUGCCAGCAUCAAUAACAGCAAACACGUCAGCAACCUAAAGGAUCGAGUGGUGGUGACCCUCAGCAAUCAGAAACCCAAACAGCCAGAGGACAAGGUGAAGUGUAUGUUUUGGGACUUCCAGAGAAACGGUGGUCAGGGUGGUUGGAACAGCAGUGGUUGUGAGACUCUGAGUAUUUCUGCUCAUCAGACCAGCUGUCUCUGUGAUCACCUCACACACUUCGCUGUGCUCCUGGAUGUGUCCAGAACACCUAUCAGUGACGCUGACAAUCAGAUUCUGACAGUGAUCUCAUAUCUUGGUUGUGGUAUAUCAUCCAUCUUUCUGGGCAUCACUCUUCUCACCUACCUCGCUUUUGAGAAGCUGCGUCGAGACAAUCCAUCUAAGAUCCUGAUCAACCUGUCAGUCGCCCUGCUGGGCCUGAGCAUGCUCUUCCUGCUGGACUCCUGGCUCUCCUCCUUCUCCAGCUACGGUCUGUGCAUCGCCACUGCUGCUACGCUGCACUACUUCCUGCUGGCCUCUUUCACUUGGAUGGGCCUGGAGGCAGUGCACAUGUACCUCGCACUGGUCAAGGUCUUCAACAUCUACAUUCCCUCCUACAUCCUCAAGUUCUGUGCUGUCGGAUGGGGUGUUCCUCUGGUCAUAGUCAGCCUGGUGCUGGCCAUAGAUAAAGAUGCUUACGGCAGUGCUCUGCCUCAGGAGACUGCAGCCGUGCUUCAGUACACUGACCAGUUCUGCUGGCUGCAGAAUGACGUCUUCUUCUACGUGACGGUGGUGGCAUUUAUCUUACUGAUCCUGCUGUGCAACAUCUCGGUGUUCAUUGUGGUUCUGCUCCAGAUCAGACGGAUGAGAGCCAAUAAGCAUUCGACAAACAGCCUCAACUCUCUGCAUGACUUGAGGGCGGUGGCCAGCCUCACCGUCCUGUUAGGCCUGACGUGGUUGAUGGGCUUUUUUUCAUUUGGGCCAGGCAAAGUGGUCAUGAUGUACCUGUUCUCCAUCUUCAACUCCCUGCAGGGGUUCUUUCUGUUCUUGUUCCACUGUUUGAUGAAGGAAAAUGUGAGGAAACAGUGGAGAAUCCACUUGUGCUGUGGCCGCUUCAGACUCAGUGAUUACUCAGACUGGAGCCGCUCUGUGACCGUGGGCGGUCGCCACAAAAAGAAUCAUCUUGUUAAUUCUGACUCAGGCGCUUCUGACAACACUUCCACCAUCAGGAAGGUCUCAGACUCCUCUACAGGAUCAGCUCCAAACCAGCACCAGGGGGCGUGAGCGGGCCUCUGUUUUUUUCUGUGCAGCUCUUCUUUGGACAAUCACAAACACUGAUAGCAGAAAAUAAAAUGUGUCUGUUAUGGGCAGGGAAAGAUCAAAUAAGCCACCGGUUCAGCAAGCUACAAUGACUCCUUGGACACUCCCGCACCUUAAUCAACCAUGAAAUUAUGAUAAUACUUUGCUGACUGUCAGUUCAAAGUACAGCAAAGUUAUGUGCUCUGAAAACUGUUAACUUUUAAUGUACAUCUUUACCUUCACAGCAUUGCUUUCACUGCCGAGUUAAAGGGCCAAUAGCUGGAAAGAAAUGUUUUGUGUUUGUACAACUUUUGAGAAGGAAAAGUAAUUAGUAAAGUGAAUGUUGCACAGGAAGCAGUUAUUUCCCAUUUAAAGGUAUAUUAUGUAACUUUUACUUAUUUAGUUGUCAUUAAAAAACUGCAAUAUGCUGUAUAUUUUGUUGUGUAUUUAC